AUGGUCGGAUUUGGACACGACGAAUUGAGGCCCGGCACAGCACCAGUUUGGAGGUCUGAAUUUUACUUAAAAAACUGGACAGGAGCGGAUGGAACACCUCGACGUUCUAACCCGAGAAAGGCACGACUGGAGACCCAUAUUAUUCAAAUCUUUGCAACUCGCACUCGGCAAGUGAAAAGGUUUGUAGCAGACCUGGGAGACGAAGCCUCGCAACAAGCGUCUCAAGAAGCUCAAGCACCAUUGCAAGCAGCCUAA
Messenger RNA from Cylicocyclus nassatus, 255 nucleotides. The record is from the annotation of a GenBank genome assembly. NCBI's taxonomy places the organism in Eukaryota, Metazoa, Nematoda, Chromadorea, Rhabditida, Strongylidae.